GUUAACUCAUUUAAAUUUCAGUGAAACGAGAUCUUAACGGGUAUACAGUCAGAUGAACACAGGCAUAUGAAAUCCGCAAUCCGCAUACAGUUACAUGAAAGAGAUCUUAACACGUGCGAUACAACUCAGAUAAACAUAGGCAUACGACAACAGUUCAAUACGUGGCAGUUUACAGCGAAUAAAGCAAAGCUCUUGGCAUUCAACACAGAAGCAAUAUGCCAAAGAUGAAACCGAACAAAAAGCCAGGAGCACCAUUGUUACAACAGGAUGCGACACCAUUUCACCUGACGGGCGUUGAGGAAAUAUCAUCUGCUUCAAGUAAUAUUGGGGAUACAUGUCCUUCCGAACGACAAUCUAAAUCCAAAGGUGGUCCCCAUCAAGCUGAUACACCAACCGCAGAAUGUAAAGAGGGUGAUGUGAUGGUUCCUCAAGUAGCACCAACGAGUACAAUUACUUCUUCAUCGCUACCAGACUCGAGUGUGGAGAAGUCGGAGAAUGGGUUCAAAUUCAAUCCUCAUCUUUACGUUAAAGACUACCUGGAACCAGAUGUAGAAACAUACAAGCAAGAUCCAAGGUUCUACGACAUGUUGAACGUGGAAUACAAUUACAAUAUUCCAAUCGAGGAACAAAUUUAUUUUAAAACCAUAGCAACACCCUAUGAUUGGACGGACUGCCCCUCAGUGCCACCCUCUUUUGGCUGCUCGUUUUCCAAUGGAAUGCCAGUGUAUAGAAGUCCAUUGCCAAUCAACAUGGGCUUGUUUGUGAACCAAACUGAUAUUGCGACCCAUCAAGAUGAGGACAAGGACGUUACAAAGAUGAAAAAUAAAAAACAGAGCAAAAUUCCCACAGAAAACAAUGAUGUGGAAUUUACUGCUAACGUCAGAGAUGAAGCAUUAAACAGCAAAGUGAAAAAUGCGGGAAGUGGUAUUUCAAGUGCCAUUAUAAGAUGUAGAAAAUCAUCUAAUUUACCAGUUCAUUCUAUCAAGAACACAAGGAAUCAUGGUGCGACUGGAUCGUCUGCAACUGGAUCGUCUGCAACCAAGUCGUCUGCAACUGGAUCGUCCGCAGCUACAAUACAUGGGAAUGUCUCUACUUACCCAUAUAAACCUUACAAACAAGACUUUCUAAUCCAAGCAACCAAUGAAAACAGUGUAUUCUCCAGUGAUCCCAUACAGAAAACUGGCAAAGACGACCAUGACGCAACAUGUUUAGAUUUACCGUCACAUAUUCCUCAUCUUAUUAGUGAUCCAGAAUAUAAUUUUUCCCAAGCAAACGACCGAGAAAUUGAUUUUCAUGACUCAAUUGGAGGUAAUAAAAGGUCCCAUUUGACACAUCGUGGUAUUGUUGCUGUUGAUGUUCCUCUGAAAAAGCGUUGCCAUAACAAUAGUUAUUCUGACAUGCCUUUAUGUAGCAACCCUAGUAACUCUAGUUCCAAUGUUAUGAACAAGGAAAAUAGCAAAAAGCAUUUUCAUUCUGCAACCCUUGUUGAAGGGGACAACAAAGCCAGUGCGACACGAAGAGCAGACAUUAGUAAAAAUCACUCAACCAAUCAAACUAGAAAUCCAUAUAAUGCAGUAGUUCAAAGAUCAAAACGAUCAGCUUACAUUGGUGAAUAUAAUCUUCAAAGUAAUGAGAGAUAUGGUAGCGAGAGACAUCUUGCUCGUGAGACACUUCAUGCUAGUGAAAGACAUAUCGAAAGGAAGAAACCAUAUGAAAACACCAAUAGAAAGUCUCGACUGAAUGCCAGUAAAGCCAUUAAUAGAACAGGAAAACAUGAUAUAAAUGGAGCAGAAACAACUGGAUCAUUCAAAGGUCUUGCAGCACGAUCUCGUCACAGUACCAAUAGAGUUGUCGAAACGUGUAAAUCAAACCAAUAUUUGGCUUGUGUGGGAGGGUUUUCUGAUAUGUCAACGUUGUAUAGAUCACCUAAUAAAGAACACAGAACUGAUGGUAGCCAUAGCAACACUGCCCUCUCUACUCAUUCUAUUCCAAUGUAUGAAAAUGUGAGUGAAGAUGAACUAUCAAUGGGUAAUGUUGCUACAACUGGUUCAUCAUCAAGCAAGUUUAACGCAUAUGUGAGUUAUAGUUCAACAGCAAGCAAGUUUAGUACACCUUCAAACCAGGCAGCCAUGUCCAACAUGUUAAACACAUCUGUUAGACACGAUCCAUUUAUUAAGGUCACAUCAGAUGGCGGGAAGGGAUUAUCAGCUUGCAAAUCGAGAACAUCGACAACCAAAAAACAUGAGGAGUGCACAGCUACAACCAUUAAAACAAAACAAUCCACCACUAAUGAAGAGACUGGUAAAAUGGAGGAAAGAGUAGGAAAUGCAACCAGUUGCAUCGUAGAUGACAGUACAACAGACUACAGCAAAUUUGAUUACAACACUGGCAACAAUAAAGGUCAGUCCUCUGCAAAUCGAGAAAAAUCUUUGAUCAGUGAUCUUGAUGACGUUAGUGCUAUGAUGGAUGGAAUUCACAAACAUAUUGAUGAACACAAAACGUAUUGUGACAUGCCUCUACCUACGUACACUCAGUCAGGUUGCUAUAGCAGUAUAUCCCCACCUUCCAUACUUACUGGUGGGAAUAAUACCAUAGAAGCAUCAAAUGAUGGUGUAUUUAAUGCCCACUAUAUGUUACCUAGCCAAAAUUCAGAGCUCUUCAAUAGAAACCGUAUAGAUGAAAAUAACAACAGGAAUAUUUUAUCAGGGUGUAUGAGCAUGAAUAGCAAUACAGCUAUUAGUAUCAGCCCUAACUCAGUCCAAAGGUUGCCCUUUACAACGAAUAGGCUAAUGUUAAGUACAAGUAACUCUGCGUUUUCUAAGACGGCCAAUAUAGCACAGAACAUGGUAAAGAUAGCCCCAAAGAAGAAAUCUAAAGAUACCAAAGUUUUGAAGAACCCAACGUUACCAACAUUAAACCAAAACAGUACACAACGUCCCGUGUCCAGUUUAACGUCUUCGAAUGUGACUGAAAUGAAUGUAGGUGUGACUAGAAAGCAGACAUCCUCAUCAAUAACCAGCUUUGAUCCUUACUGCUACAAUCAAGACUUGAACAAUCAGUUACCAUACCAGACCAACACAUAUGCUUGUAACCCACCAAUUAUGUUAAAUACCGGUCAACAUCAGUUUCCAUUGUCAGGGAAACCGAAUACACAAAAUAUAUAUACUGUGAUUCCAUAUAGUCAGUAUCCAUAUAUAUAUGCAACACAAACAAAUGACAUGAGCGAGACACGUGAUGGAAAUAUACCCGCCACCUAUCCAUAUCAGCUACUAAACUCCACAGCAGUUCAACCCCUAGUAGCCCAGAGUAAUGUAAUACAAUGGCAGUAUAGUUCAAUCCAAGGUCAGGUGAUAAACACAUGUGUUGGGCAAAACGAAUUGCCAAACAUGCAAUCACACCAAACAUUUCCAAUGAAUUCAGAUUCAAAAGAAAAAACAGUGAAAACAAGCAAGAAGAAACGAAAUCCUUCCAGUAAGAAAGCUGCAACAGCAACAAAAGCACAACACCAUUCUACCAGCAUUGUGGACCUGAAUCAAAUGCUCGCGAAAACCAAACAAGCACUAGAGCAACAAAUGAAGGCAAAACCCACGAUAAAUGAACAGCUUGAUGAGAGCAAGAAAGAUGUACACGUAGCACCAAAGAAAACCAGAAAAUCUAAAAAGAAAUCAGUUGAACAGAAAAACUCUUUAAAAGCUGAGGCGUUUAAGAGAACAAAACUCGGAUACGAGCCACUUGACAUUGCAGCGUCCUUCAAACCUGAAGCGACCUCUAUCUACAGGUGUAAGGAACCAGUCAACACAACCGAUCAUGCCUAUGAAUCGUCAACCACGAUGCAGAAUCUUGACCACAAAUGUGCUUGGAAUGCAGCAAAGUCAAUACCCAUUGCAAGUGAAAUGACAACGAAGUUGAAGCCUAUGGUGAGCAAGAUGUCAACAAAAAUGAUACCAAUGACUUCUAAACCAAAUGGAAAUGAUAAGACUACCAUAUUGACAAUGGAAGGUGAUCUUUUUCUCAGUGACGUCAAACAUAGCACGACGUCAAUAUCUUUGAAUUUGAACAGUAAUGUUGAUAUAGUUGAGGACAAUGUGUCAGGUAGAACUGAUGGCAAUACAGUUGGUAUUGGGAUAUUUCCUCAAAAGGAAGAACUCCGAUUGGAAAAAUUAUUUGGAGAAGCUCCGACCUACCUUCAGGAAUAUGAGUAUGAAAGUAAGUGUAUGGUAAAAUGUAAAGAAACCAAAGAACAUUCCAUCGACGUCGUACUUGUAGGUGAUGUAGAAAAACCUGCAUGCAAAACAACCACUGUUGAUGUAAUCAAUGUGGCAGAUAAUGUUCUGAAAAUAUCAGUGUCAACUCCUCGGAAAAGACAUGUGACCAUCAAGGCAAAGCUUCAAGAUUGA
This is a messenger RNA of Owenia fusiformis, 4397 nucleotides long. The record is from the annotation of a GenBank genome assembly. NCBI's taxonomy places the organism in Eukaryota, Metazoa, Annelida, Polychaeta, Sabellida, Oweniidae.